Molecule: messenger RNA, 1572 nt
Organism: Cadophora gregata
Lineage: Eukaryota; Fungi; Ascomycota; Leotiomycetes; Helotiales; Ploettnerulaceae
Exons: 2
Coding region: 1-1572 (523 amino acids)
Source: RefSeq, a predicted model, not a curated record
AUGCCGAAAACCCUUCCACUUCUACAUGGCGAGAUGACCGUGGAGUCGGCCUUGGACGACGAUGAUAACAUGCUCCAAGCGCUAGCGUACCCCCAAAAACGAUUCGAUUUCUUUGUCUACCUCUGGAAGCAUCGCAGCGAAAUCGAAGAUAUUGUGUCGGACCAUCUUGGUCUGAAUGGAAGAGGUCUGUGUCAAAUAGGAGAGGUCAAAGAUUGGAUGGCUGGGAGCUUCAAUGUUUGCAUCCCAGUCCAUGUCCACGGGGCCAAAGUUCGCAGCAAGCGGGUGAUCAUCAGGUUUCCACUGCCAUACAAGGUGGGAGAAUUACAACACCCAGGUAAUGCGGAAGAGAAGAUCCGUUCUGAAGCUGCUACCUUUAUCUGGAUCCAAGAAAAUUGUCCUGGUGUUCCAAUCCCUCACUUGUGGGGGUUUGGGCUUCCCGACGGCCAGAGCUAUACGACUCCUGAUGCUCCUCCCUUUCACACGCGGUUAAUGUGGUACCUUCGCCGGACUGCUCUAUCCCUAUUAGGAUAUCCGGUCCCUUGUCGAUAUAUCAGACGUCAACGUGUACGAGCCCUGAAGACGGGGUAUCUAGUCAUCGACUACAUCGAAGCCACGCGUGGAAAGAUGCUUUCUGAAUCUUGGGACGAGCUACGCCACGACAGAGAACGAAGGUCUAAUCUAUUCAGCGGCUUAUCUCGAAUCAUUCUUUCUUUGGCGCAGUCACCUCUACCACGCAUAGGUUCUCUAACGAUAGACGAAUAUGGCGUUCUAUGUCUGUCUAAUCGCCCUCUAACACUUCGUCUACAACAUCUAGAGAACGAGGGAAUUCCAACCAACAUCGACAGAAGCCUGACGUAUUCUACUACAGAUAGCUACCUACUUGAUCUUUUGCUGUGCCAUGACAGUCGAAUACGAAACCAGCCUAAUUCUAUACUUGAAAAAUUUGAUGGGCAAGCACAGCUGUCGGCGUUGACUGCAAUGCGAGCCCUCAUCCCUCACUUCGCAAACCGCGAUCUUCGACAUGGGCCUUUUGUACUUACACUCACAGACCUUCACCAGAGCAACAUAUUUGUUGACGACGACUGGAACGUUAAAUGUUUGAUUGACCUCGAGUGGGCGUGCUCAAGGCCACUUGAGAUGCUACACCCACCAUCUUGGUUGACUGGUCGAGGGGUGGACCAACUAACCAAGGGAGAGCACCUCGACGCCUACAGCAGUGUACAUGGGGAGUUUGUUGAUGCUUUUGAAAACGAAGAAAAAUCGUACGCUCACGUGAAUGGCGAUGCCUCAUUUCGCACACGCAUCAUGAGACGAGGCUGGACAACUGGAAACUUCUGGUUCUUUCAUGCCUUGGACAACCCCAAAGGAUUGUAUAACAUAUUUCUCCAGCAUAUUCAGCCGAGGUUCAUGGAGGUCGAUGAUAAGAGCAUGCUGGAGUUUGAAAGAACCUUGGCUCCAUAUUGGAGUGUUGAUUGGCGUGAAAUCAUAGCAGCUAAGAUCAAGGACAAGGAGGUGUACGACGAUCAGCUCCGCAGGGUAUUUGAAACUCCUGCGGUAAAGGAGUGUAGAUGA